GAAUACAGACGGUUCCCUGUGGCGGUGAUGUUUGCUCAGAUGUGGAUAACAACAAAAUGCAGGCGCUAUUGACGGACCAUGAGACUGCUGACUAUGAUCAGUCAAAACCACUGAAAUCCCACAUACAGCAUGGGCACACUGUACUACAAGCAUAAACACCUGUUUGUGAUGACUGCAUUUUUUCCAGCCUGUCAUACAACCUAUCAUAUUUGGACAGCGACAAAGGUGAUGCACUCAACAGAUUUGAACCCAUAUGUGACUUGCAAGAUUGGUAGACAAAAAUCUUACAAAGCUGUGAGACAAUAAAGAUCAAGGAGAAAACGUGUCAGAAGAAUAUGGAAGAACAGGGACAGCACUGUGAGGAUGAUUUCGAUGAAGAGGAUGUGGCUUCGGUUGAAGUAACAGUUCCAUCGUUUGAUGAAACUGAGUCUAGUCUGUCAUCUAGCGAUGAUGACCAUAUGGACAAAAAGUAUCUUCACAGUUUGAAAACUGGUCAAAGAACACAAGCAAAGAAAUUCAAGAGCCUUGUUGCAGUCAGAGAUUUUAAAUCUCACAGCAAAUUAAAGGGGCACAAGAUUACCCAGGGUACUUGCAUUACUAAAAGCACAAGUCAGACGGAUUCUGCAGGUCAAAGUACCUCUUGUGAGAAAUCGAAUUUCCAUCCUAAACCAAGGACUUUUAGUGAGAAUGGAUCUUCUAGUGAUGAAGCUGAGCGAUCAUCGCCCAAUGAUGACUGCAGUCUUGUUUGUCAUGUUUGUGCCAAGGUUUUUGCUUGUCAGAAAAACUUUGAUGAACACCAGAGGAUAUGUGCGACCAGAAGUAAACAAAAAGAAGAGGCAAAUCCACAGAGUUCCACAAGCUCAGCUCUUCACACUGAACCUCAAUCUGUUGAUUUUAUCACUAGGUCUUUGGGUCCUUACCUUUGUUGUUUCUGCGGGCAAGACUUUGACAGCUAUGAAGACUGUAUAAUACAUGAAGAGGAUAAAUGCAUAGCUUCAGACCAGCAUUCAAAGGACAAAUCUAAGACAUAUAAAAGGAAUCAAGACAUUAAAAUUGCAUCCAGUGAAAUAAGUCAGAGCCAAAAAAAACUGGAAAGUACAUGUGAAUCAACCGGGACGUGUCCAGAACGUGACCAGGUUUUUGCUCAUCACACAAGUUAUGAGGACCACCAAAAAACCUGUUCAGAAGCAGCUUCCCAAAGGAAAAAGACCAACAAGACUAAGUAUGUAAUUGUUAAUGGUUGUGACUUAUUUUCACUUGACAAGACCAAUGAGAGCCAUGCUGACAAAAGUUCUAUAACAACUCCAACCACUUCAGACAAUGUCGAGCUCUCUAAGGAUAAAAGCCAAACCUUUCAGUGUGGCAUGUGUGAGAAGAACUUCUCAACAAUUCUGGACUUGCAACAGCAUUACUCUGAUUCACAUGAUAUCAGAACCCCCUAUCCCUGUACUCUGUGUAAGACAACUUUUGUGAGAUUGUGUGAAUUGGUUCGACACCAGCAAAACAAAAAGUUGUACUUGUGCCCUACCUGUAAGAAAGGUUUUCGACAGCUAGGAGACUUGAAAAACCACGAGAAGGCUCACGGAGAAACAAUCCCUUUUAUCUGCGACACAUGCGGGAAAAACUUCAGAUUUCGCGCUCAUUUGAUUUUGCACCAGAAAAAGCACAGAGAACGGGCCCCCAAUAUUUGUUCACACUGUGGAAAACAGUUUAGUUCAAUAACUGGCCUGAAAGCCCACAUGGUAAGGCACACGGAUGGUUUCCCUUGCCCUGUGUGCGGCAAAAUAUUCUAUAAAAAAACAGUCCUGAACUAUCAUCUGUAUAAACACACAGGGCAGGAGCCUUACCUCUGUGACAAGUGUGGGAAAGGCUGGCCCACUCCAGCUCAGCUCAAAAUUCACAUUGUUACACACAGAGAGGAUCGGCCGUUUAAGUGUGAAGACUGUGGUGUGACUUACAAGCGGGAGUCCCACUUGGUCUCUCACCAGAGAUCCAGACAUGGCAGCUCAAGGCCGUUUGUGUGCGAGGUUUGCAGCAUGGCUUUUAGGAUAAACAGUGAAUUGAAAAAACAUAUUUCGAGCCACUCGAGGGAACGACCCUUCUCGUGUCGAAUUUGUGGAAAAACGUUUAAGAGGAAGGUUCAUUUAAAGAAACACAGAGAAAAGCCAUGUCUGUAGGCACAUGUAUUCCUUAAACUAUUAAAAAUUGAAUUAUUCAUAUGCUACCUGUAUUUUGGAGCUUGUUCUUUCAGCCAACUGUAUUUUAUUAUGUAUGGUGGUGUAAGUCAUUGAGCUGCUGAUGUGAAAAGAGCGCUUUUUUAAUCUCAUAUUGGGAAUGAUUGUCAUUUGUAGAGACUAUAAUUGGU
Messenger RNA from Cheilinus undulatus (humphead wrasse), 2365 nucleotides. Its product is annotated as zinc finger protein 660-like. Gene Ontology annotation, cellular component: nucleus. NCBI's taxonomy places the organism in Eukaryota, Metazoa, Chordata, Actinopteri, Labriformes, Labridae. The transcript is spliced from 3 exons. The record is from RefSeq and is a predicted model, not a curated record. Bases 336 to 2177 code for a protein of 613 amino acids.